This is a messenger RNA of Coccinella septempunctata (seven-spotted ladybird), 1267 nucleotides long. RefSeq names its product sodium/potassium-transporting ATPase subunit beta-1-like. Bases 215 to 1177 code for a protein of 320 amino acids. Lineage: Eukaryota; Metazoa; Arthropoda; Insecta; Coleoptera; Coccinellidae. The transcript is spliced from 6 exons. Gene Ontology annotation, cellular component: sodium:potassium-exchanging ATPase complex. The record is from RefSeq and is a predicted model, not a curated record. Gene Ontology annotation, biological process: potassium ion import across plasma membrane; intracellular sodium ion homeostasis; sodium ion export across plasma membrane. Gene Ontology annotation, molecular function: ATPase activator activity.
AAAGUAUGUGUAGAGUUAUUUGCAUAACCGGCUCUUUUGUCUCUACACUACUACCUUACAAUUCCGUUAUUUACAAACAAUACCGUGCGCGUUUUUCGAACCAGAAGACCCAACCCCGUCUUCCUGUUGCGCAGCAAGCGGGCAGUUUGCAAAACACAAGGGUUGGCGUGCUAGUUUCGUGAAGGGUGGCGCGAAAUCCAGAUCAAUAAGUACGAUGGCCGCGGAAAAGCAGAAGGAAAGUGAAAAACAAGAGUUCGGAUUCUACAAACCGGUGGAAAGAGGUGCCUGGGAGAGUUUCUCCAGGUUUAUGCAUAAUCCAGACACUGGACAAUACUUGGGGAGGACACCAUUAAGUUGGGUUCAAAUAAUUUUUUUCUACAUCAUCUUCUACGCCGUCUUAGCCCUUCUCUUUGGAGGUUGUAUGUUCUGUUUUUAUACUACCAUUGACGAGAAAGAACCGAAAAGACAACUUAGCGACAGUUUGAUCGGAGAGAACCCUGGGUUGAGUAUAAGACCGCUUUCAAGCAUAGAGAACGAUUUGAACUUCAUAUAUUACAAUGCCAAGAAUGAGAGUCAAACUAACAUGUGGAUCAAGAAAUUGAACGAUUUCAUGGAGCCUUAUAUGGUUCCCGCAGUUGGUAACAACUCCAUAGAGUGCAGCUUUUAUAGAAGACCGAUUGGUAACGAGAUUUGCAAGAUAAACCUCACCAUGUUCGGAGACUGUUCCCCUAAAGAUUUGUACGGAUAUAGAACUGCAUCCCCAUGUAUAUUCCUAAAAUUGAACAAGAUUUAUGGAUGGGAACCAAUCACAUAUCUUCUACCGACUGAUGAUAUGCCACCUGAUUUGAAAAGCAGCAUAACAUCUCUGCCACAACUGAAUAGGACACAAAUAUGGGUUAGUUGUAACGGCCUAACACCCCAAGACAGAGAUUUUGUGAAGGAAUUUAAAUACUUUCCUAGCGGAUUUCCAUCUUAUUUCUUCCCUUAUAGGAAUGGUGACAAUUACUUGAGUCCACUAGUUGCCGUAAAGAUAGUUUAUCCUAAAGCAAAUGUGAUUAUCGGCAUUGAGUGCAGAGCAUGGGCGAAGAACAUCCGAUACCGUGGUGGAAUCCUAGAAAGAGUAGGAUCUAUACAAUUUUACUUCCAAAGAGACUACUUCAAUGUGCCUAUCCAAUAACGCUCGGUGAUCCAAUGGCUAAGUGAUCAACUCCCAUCAAAAUUAUUACACAGUUAAAAGUUCAGAUUAUUUGAGAAGUUCUUUCAUGUA